This is a messenger RNA of Pseudophryne corroboree (corroboree frog), 2209 nucleotides long. RefSeq lists its product as uncharacterized. NCBI's taxonomy places the organism in Eukaryota, Metazoa, Chordata, Amphibia, Anura, Myobatrachidae. The record is from RefSeq and is a predicted model, not a curated record. Bases 63 to 1970 code for a protein of 635 amino acids. The transcript is spliced from 22 exons.
UGGUAUUUUAUCAUAGACUGUUUUAGGAAGUCAGAUCACCAUUGUCUCUGUCACAGUAAGCCAUGAUGGGGGUCCUCCGUCUCUGCCUGUCCCUGGCUUGCCUCCUGCAUGUCACCUGGGAGAGUCCAGUGGAGUCCUGCGCAGACAGAAAAACACCAACCGAUGUCACACAGAUAAAUGGCCUAUGGAACCUGAAAGCAAUAAGCACAUCUCAGAGCCGAUACCUAGUUUUUUUGACAGAAAUAUCGUAUGGUUUCAUGAAAUUAUCAGCAACGGAGGAAGUGGCAAAUAUGACAGGAUUCUUCAGCCCCAUGGUUGGAAUCAGUGGUAGACAUCUUCCACUUGACAGAGUGCAUAGUGAGGACGAUUCUCUGACCUACGGCUUUACAGCUGGCCAAGCAAGCGGAAGUAGUACUCAUGAAUCAACACGGAGAGGUCUUAUUGGUACUCUGACAUUUGUUCAACCUCUUCCUGACACCUUAGUCAUAUACCAGAGAGAAAAAGGAAACUUGACAGUGUCUAUUUUAUACAUCAGAUCAACUUCAGUUCCAGAAUCAGAAAUGGAGCAUUUUAGACAAUAUGUUAAAUGCAAAGACUUUCCCUAUUUCAAGGAGUUUCCUGUCGCCAAAGAUUAUGCACAGAAAUGUUUUGGACUAUUUGAAGAGCCGAAACAUCUUGAGGAAAUUCAGGAUGAUUUCACCUCUUUGCAUCUUCUGGCAAAGUCUUCCAGUGCUGCCGACCACCAUUACAACCUUAGAAUCCUGUAUACCGCAAGGCUGGAGAUCAGCAAUGAGCUGGGAGAGUAUACCAUACGGGAAAUCAUCACCGCGCCGGCUGAUACCACCCUGCUAGAGCUGAAGUAUAUCAACAAAACCAGUUCAGGUCGGCUUAGAGUCUUAAAAUUCAAGACGGAGGAGGAUUUGUUUCUUCUGGGAGUAGAAAAUGAGUCAGGAAAAACAUUAUAUCUGGCAUCUAAAAAGCCAACAGCAAGUCAGGCCGUAAUUGAAACAUUUAAGAAACAGGCCGAGUGUUUUGAAACAAAAUAUAAUUACCUCAUACCGGGUAGCAUCAAGAAAGAUGAUGAUGCAGCUGGCGCUUGUGCUGAUAAGCUGGAGCAGAGGGUCCCCAUUAAGUUCCGAGAAUCCAUAGGUAAAUGGAUCCUGACCGUUUCCGCACACCAAAGUGCAGAAGCCGCUCUGAGUGACAUUUUACCUUCCCAUGGCAUAACAGAAAUUAGUCUUGUUGAUGAUAAACUGCAGGUGUCACACACGUCAAUACAUGAGGGGGCAGUAAGCACACUGGAAAAGGAUCAUAUAGAGGUGGAAGAAAAUACCGGACAUAUUAUAUACAAAGAUACGCCAUCAGGAACUAGAACCGCUGUCAACAGAGUGAGCGACAACUGCAUCAUGUUCACCCCUGCGCUCUCAGUCGGCAUCCUCUACCUUAACUGUCGCUCAGGCCAGGUUAUUCCCAUGGAGGAAAUUAGGAAAUUUGUACACUAUGCAAAUUGUCGAAAAUAUAACAACAUCGUCAUCCGGAAACACACAUCAUUGGUGUGCUCCGAUUUACCUACUGAAGUCAGGACUCUAGACGUGCAGAAGAUCACCGGCACAUGGAAGCUGGCGGCCAUCGCAUCCAAUGUAGCACAAAGUGAUGUGUUCCUACCUCCUGAAAUACAAUUUGUUGUGAACAACGAGGACGUAACAAUCACAGAUGGCAGCUGGAGCAGUACACUGGGGAAAGUAGGAGAUAGACGACUGCACUUUGCAAAAGCUGGUGAAAGUGUGAUGGAAAUGAGAUUUCAUGAACCUCUGGGAGACUCCCUACUUUCCUGGGUUGGCAACACGACCGAGCACAAGGUCUUCCUUGUCCUGUUUUCUAAAUCCGGCCGGGCCACAGCUGAGGACGUUGCCAAGUUUAAGCACUUUGCAUCCUGCCUGUCUAUCGCUGUGACAUUUGUACAUGAAUAAAGAUUCUAGAUAAAACAGCGCGACAGGAGGCUUGCUGAAUCUCUCGCCGAGUCACAUGAUGUGCGCCAAUCCAUGACCCCUCUAGCAGCAGUGUAAUAUGGAAUAUAUGGCUGGACGGGAAGUCUGCCGGUGUAAAGACGCAUGACAGGAAUUAGAGGAAUCAAUAAAACAUAGCUGGAAAUAUAAAUUAGUAGCAGUUUUAGAAAUGUGCUAACAAGAAAAUAAAGUAUUUAAAAUUG